CGCAGCACCAUGCUGAAUGCCAGCGCCCCCUGCCCGUCCAACGCCUCGCGCUGCGGGGUGGAUUUCCAGGCUGGCCAGGAGCUGGUGGUCUCUCUCUACGGUGCCGUCUUCCUGCUGGGCCUGGCCACCAACGCGCUGACCCUGUGGCCCAUCGUGCAGCAGGUGCGGCUGGGCAACGUGCUGGCCGUCUACCUGCUGGGCCUGGCCGCCUCCGACAUGCUGUACCUGCUCACCCUGCCGCUGUGGAUGCUCUACGUGUGGCGCGGGCACCGGUGGACCCUGAGCAGCCUGGCCUGCCACGCCGCCGGCUUCGUCUUCUACUCCAACAUGUACGUCAGCGUCCUGCUCCUCUGCCUCAUCUCCCUGGAGCGCUACCUGGCCGUGGCGCACCCUCUCCGCUCCCUGGGGCUGCGGAGCCGCCGUUCGGCCGCCGUCGCCAGCGCCGUGGUGGCCCUGCUGGUUUUCACCUUCCACAUGGGCAUCGCCCUGCGCUCCCCGGAGCCGGCCAACGCCUCCUGCUACGACAGCUACCCGCUGCAGCCCGGCGUGGCCAGGUUCAACUACUUCCGGGUGGCUGGCGGCUUCGCGCUGCCCUUGCUGGUCCUGGGGGUCUCCUACCUCAAGAUCUUCCAGGGGGUGCGGGCCAGCAACACCCUGCUGGACUGGCAGAAGGCCAAGGUGAAGCGUCUCUCGAUGGGCGUCAUCGCCAUCUUCCUGCUCUGCUUCGCCCCCUACCACCUGCUGCUGCUGCUGCGGACAGUGGCCUCCGCAGUGCUAGAUAGCUGCUCCCUCUGCUCCUUCGAGCAGCGGCUCCACCUGCCCUUCUCCCUGGCCCUGGCCCUGUCCAGCCUCAACAGCGCCCUGGACCCCAUCCUCUACGCCCUGGUGAGCGACAGCAUCAAGGGGGACCUACGGAAGGUGUUCGGCUGCGUGGCGCGUGCCCCGGCAUCCGGAACAAUCACCUCUCUGGCCUUGUGACCGGGGCUGGCAUGGCACCGACCGAGGGAAACUGGACCGGGGAUGUCCGAUGGCACCAGAAGGGGGAGCUACGUGCUUAGGAACAUCGGCCUCGCCCAUGGGAGAAAGCCUGCAGCGCCAUGCCCGAUGGCACCAAGAGACGCAGCUGGAUCCAUGGGCGGAUGCCAAAGACUGGAGGGGUGGGGUCUGGGGCCCAGCAAUGGCUAAGGGGGUGGAUUAGGUGGCUUGCCAAUGAGGCUGCAUAGACGGGGGCAUUGUGGGAAGGGGACAGCCCUGCCUGGGAGCUUGCGCUCAGCGGCUGAGCGGUCGCUCUGUCGCUGGGAUCCCAGGCACUGCAUGGGGUUUGUGGGGAGCGAGGAACUGAGAACUCUGCCGAGAACAGGGUACAGGACAGGAGGUGCUCCAAAGAGGGCAAAGGAUUAUUUAGCAGGAGCAACGAGGGGCAAUAAAGACAGGGCGGGUACAGGAGGAUGUGAUUCCCUAACAGCGAGGCUGGGGUAUCCUCUCUGCCGGGGAUGGAGCCCAUCUCAUCGGGGGCUUAAAUUGAGGGGCCCAUGAUGUUGAGAAGAGGGCGUCUCCCCCCAGCAAGGGAUAAACGGGUAACAAUCCCUCAUUCACUGUCCCAACACUAAAGUGUGGUCUGGGGCUGGACAUCAAGUUUUGUAGGUGACUUUCACUGCAACAACCACUGAUGAGCAUCCUUUAAACCUUUUCUUACAAGGACCCUGAAAAAGACGGGAAAACAGUCCAAGUCCUAAAGGAGGCUUCUCUUUUAACGAGGUCUCAGUGUCUGUAGCAAUAGAAGGUUGUUAUAGGUAACAGCCUCUGUUUGACAGUCUAUUAAAUAACAUGAA
This is a messenger RNA of Caretta caretta (loggerhead turtle), 1832 nucleotides long. Its product is annotated as putative G-protein coupled receptor 132. Gene Ontology annotation, molecular function: G protein-coupled receptor activity. Gene Ontology annotation, biological process: G protein-coupled receptor signaling pathway; G1/S transition of mitotic cell cycle; negative regulation of G2/M transition of mitotic cell cycle. The record is from RefSeq and is a predicted model, not a curated record. NCBI's taxonomy places the organism in Eukaryota, Metazoa, Chordata, Testudines, Cheloniidae. Gene Ontology annotation, cellular component: membrane.